AUGGAUGCGCUCGUUGUGAAUGAUAUGGAACGAAGCUCGGAACUACGCACUGCAUUCUUAAACUAUUUCAAUAGUCACGGGCAUGAAAUCGUUGCUUCAAGCCCACUUGUGCCUGGAAAUGAUCCUACCUUGUUGUUUACCAAUGCAGGCAUGGUGCAAUUCAAAGAUGUUUUUUUAGGCAAAGAAGCACUUGCAUAUACACGAGCCACAUCAAGCCAGCGAUGUGUGCGUGCAGGAGGGAAACAUAAUGAUUUGGAGAAUGUUGGCUAUACAGCAAGGCACCAUACAUUCUUUGAAAUGUUAGGCAAUUUUAGCUUUGGUGAUUAUUUCAAAACAGAAGCGAUACAUUUUGCUUGGGAAUUUUUAACUAAAGUAGUUAAGUUGCCGGAAGAAAAGUUAUGGAUAACAGUAUUUGAAGAAGAUGAUGAAGCUGCAGAUAUCUGGCUGAAUGAAAUUAAAAUAGAUCCAAAAAAAUUAGCACGUAUUGGAGCAAAAGAUAACUUUUGGUCAAUGGGUGAUACCGGCCCCUGUGGCCCAUGCACUGAAAUAUUUUACGAUCAUGGAGAUAAGGUUUCCGGCGGUCCACCCGGAACACCUGAAGAAGACGGCGACCGCUAUGUUGAAAUUUGGAACUUGGUGUUCAUGCAAUAUGAUCGCGAUAAACAAGGCAAGCUCAACCCAUUACCUAAACCUUCGGUCGAUACGGGUAUGGGUUUAGAGCGUUUAACAGCAGUGAUUCAAGGUGUAACGAAUAAUUACGAUGCAGAUUUAUUUACUGGCAUUAUUCAAACUGCAGCUAAACUAGCAAACAUUAAAGAUACUUCAACUGCUUCAUUACGUGUAAUUGCAGACCAUAUACGUUCAUGUAGUUUCCUGAUUGCUGAUGGCGUGAUCCCUUCAAAUGAAGGCCGAGGUUAUGUGUUGCGACGUAUUAUUCGUCGUGCAGCAAGGCAUGGUAAUAAACUUGGAAUAACCGAACCAUUUUUCUACAAACUCGUUCAGCCCUUGGUGGACAAUAUGGGUGCUGCUUAUUCAGAGUUAUUAGAGCAACAACAACGCAUAGAAAAAGUAUUACUCAAUGAAGAGCAGCGUUUUAAUGAAACACUGCAUCAAGGCAUGAGCAUUUUACAAGAUGAUAUAAACGCCUUAAGUAGCGAUACUAUUUCUGGUGCAACAGUAUUUAAACUGUAUGACACAUAUGGCUUUCCUACAGAUUUAACCGCAGAUGUUGCACGCGAACAUAAGCUUAAAAUCGACCAAGCGGGUUUUGAAAAAGAAAUGGAAGCCCAACGCGAACGAGGACGUCAAGCAAGCCGUUUUGAUGUAGAUUACGAUGCUUCGAUUGAAGUUAAAACACAAUCAGAAUUUACCGGCUAUAACAGCCUUCAAGAUCAAGCGGUUGCAAAAGAACUAUUCGUGAAUAACGAAAGUGUGGGAAAGAUUAAGCAAGGAGAAUCCGGAUUAGUUAUUUUGGAACAUACUCCUUUUUAUGCAGAAUCAGGUGGUCAAGUUGGUGACGUAGGUACUUUGGAUAAUGCUGAUGUUUGUUUUCAAGUAAGUGACACACAAAAACAGGGCGCAGCACAUGCGCAUAUUGGUACGCUUGAAAAAGGUGAAAUUCAAUUAGGUGAUAGUUUGUAUGCAAAUGUGGAUUUUGAUCAUCGGCAAGCAACCGUAUUAAAUCAUUCUGCAACACAUUUAAUGCAUGCUGCACUUCGCAAGGUGUUAGGUACACAUGUGCAACAAAAAGGUUCGUUGGUCGCGCCCGAUCGUUUACGAUUUGAUUUUUCGCAUGAUUCAUCUAUUAGUGAAGAAGAGCUGCAAGAAAUUGAAAAGUUAGUUAAUCAACAAAUUCGUGCAAACACGCCAGCAUCAGCAAAAACCAUGUCUAAAGAUAAAGCGAUGGAAGUAGGCGCCAUGGCGUUAUUUGGUGAAAAAUAUGGUGAUGAAGUGCGUGUGCUUUCUAUAGGUGAAUUUUCUGUAGAACUUUGUGGGGGUACACACGUUGAUCGUGCCGGCGACAUUGGAGUUUUCAAAAUUAUUUCUGAAUCAGGUAUUGCCUCUGGUGUGCGCCGCAUUGAAGCUGCUACUGGUGAUGGCGCGUUGCACUGGAUUAAGGAAAACGAAAUGCAGUUAUCUGAAAUUGCAGAUUCGGUAAAAGCAUCCAAGUUAGAAGUGAAAGAUAAAAUCGUUCAGCUUGUUGAGCGUAAUCGUCAGUUAGAAAAAGAACUUGAUCAGCUUAAAGCAAAACUUGCUUCACAAGCGG
This is a messenger RNA of Nerophis lumbriciformis (worm pipefish), 2266 nucleotides long. The record is from RefSeq and is a predicted model, not a curated record. Lineage: Eukaryota; Metazoa; Chordata; Actinopteri; Syngnathiformes; Syngnathidae.